AGAAACAAUAUAUAUAUAUACAAAUAAAUAAGGCAAAAAAAAAGAGAGAGAUGUCUGAUUGGGGGCCAGUGUUGAUUGCAGUGGUGCUAUUUGUGCUAUUGAGUCCAGGUUUAUUGUUUCAGUUGCCUGGUAGACACAAAAUUGUUGAGUUUGGGAACAUGCAGACUAGUGGACUCUCUAUAAUUGUUCAUACUGUCCUCUAUUUUGGAGUCAUUACUAUCUUCCUUAUUGCUAUCGGAGUUCACAUCCAUACUGGUUAAUUUAUUGAGGUUUUAGAGAUGUGCCUUCUUUUUUUUUUCUUUUAAUUGUAUUAAUUUUAUCGAAUUAACUCAUGUUUCAAUCUAAUAUCUCAAGUCCUGAUAAAUUGUUU
Molecule: messenger RNA, 370 nt
Organism: Solanum stenotomum
Lineage: Eukaryota; Viridiplantae; Streptophyta; Magnoliopsida; Solanales; Solanaceae
Exons: 1
Coding region: 51-260 (69 amino acids)
Source: RefSeq, a predicted model, not a curated record